GUUAGGAUCCAGCCCAAAACAUCGAGAGUUCUCACUGCAUAACUAUGAUGGAAGCCGUCAAUAAUGGAAAAGACCUGCACAUCUCUGUUACUAUGCCUUCAAUUGAGGUUGGUACAGUGGGAGGAGGGACGCAACUAGCGUCACAAUCCGCAUGCUUGAACCUGCUUGGAGCAAAGGGUGCAAGUUUGAAGUCACCAGGGUCAAAUGCUCGGCUGCUAGCAACUGUAGUGGCUGGUUCGAUGUUAGCCGGGGAGCUGUCUUUAAUGUCGGCCAUAGCAGCAGGUUAGCUGGUAAAGAGCCACAUGAAAUACAACAGAUCAACCAGGGAUAUGGCAGCAAUUGCAGGUUCAAAAUCAUAGUUAUAGAUAAGUGAAGCCUCCCUCACUUAAUUUUCAAACCUUCAUAUUGGUCUUUUGUUGGAAAUCAUUAUAUUUUGUCUAGGGAUAUAUUGGGAUUGUAUGGUUUGGCUAGGAAGUUUGACACCGUAUUCAGGUCAUUUGAAGC
Cynara cardunculus var. scolymus (artichoke) is the source of this 504-nucleotide messenger RNA. Its product is annotated as 3-hydroxy-3-methylglutaryl-coenzyme A reductase 2-like. Lineage: Eukaryota; Viridiplantae; Streptophyta; Magnoliopsida; Asterales; Asteraceae. The record is from RefSeq and is a predicted model, not a curated record. Gene Ontology annotation, molecular function: hydroxymethylglutaryl-CoA reductase (NADPH) activity. The transcript is spliced from 2 exons. Bases 45 to 287 code for a protein of 80 amino acids. Gene Ontology annotation, biological process: isoprenoid biosynthetic process; sterol biosynthetic process; coenzyme A metabolic process. Gene Ontology annotation, cellular component: peroxisomal membrane; endoplasmic reticulum membrane.